Molecule: messenger RNA, 3088 nt
Organism: Styela clava
Lineage: Eukaryota; Metazoa; Chordata; Ascidiacea; Stolidobranchia; Styelidae
Source: RefSeq, a predicted model, not a curated record
UACCAGAAUCAUAGUUUGAUAUAUUUUCAGCAUUAGUGUAUCAUUAGAAUUGUUUCAGGAUCUAUGUAUCAUUUUGCAAAAUUAUUAUUGUUCUUGUUGGGGUUUGUUGCCUUGUGGGGUAUUCUUCUCUCUUUUCUCCACCAAUAAUAGACCAAUCAAUUCUAACUUUGUAGUACUUUAAUUAAUAAAGUUCUAUACUAAUUCUCAGCUAAGCUUUCACUGGUACUGAAGUAAAUUGCCUCAGUUGUUGUCUAUGACCGACUAUUCACUUAUUUCAAGUCUUUUAUUAUUUAUUUCACCUUCGUGCCCAUAUUUCUGAACAUUUCUAUAUUAUUUAUAUUAAGUUUAGUUUAAUAGUAGUAAAAUUCAGUCAAAAAUAAGGAAUGGCUUGUGACUCGUCGUGAGUUCUAAAAUAGUACAGAAGCUAAAUUGUUGGGGCAUUUAUUAAAACUCAUGCAUAUGCAUAUUUUUACAGUAGGCCUUCUAAGUUAUUGCAUGUAGUUAGAGUAGUACUUGAAAUGAAACUAGAUUUCUGUUACUGGUAAUAUAUUGUCAUGAAAUACUCUCAAGUUGGUCACACAAUACACUUGAAGUUCAUUGUAUUAUUUAUUUGUGUAUUUGAACUUGUCUUUUUUCACUUGCUCCAACUUGUCAGUAUUCAAUAUGUCUUAUGAUUUUGUACAGUUCUAUAUCAUAUGCAAAUAAACUGUCAUCUUUUUUUUUAUCAGUUCACAUUCAGUAUUUGCUGUCUGUAUUUUGUCAGGAAUUAUGACUUAUUUUUUGGAAUAUUUGUCAUUUGAGACAUGGAUACUCGUUGGCUUUUUGUUGCUGCUGGCAAGAUAUUAUAUUCAUCGUGAAUGGAGUGUUUUGAGCCGGCUGCAAAUACCUUAUGAUCCACCUUCCAUGCUCAACCUUGGUAAUUUGAGACAAGCGAUGUCGAAUGAGGUGUUUACUUAUGACUUGGACCACAAGGAAAAAUAUGGUUUGAUUUGGGGUUUCUAUGCAUUACUGAGACCCAGAAUAGUUUGUCAUGAUUUGGAAAUACUUCAGCAAAUAUUCAUCAAAGAAUUUUCGAGUUUUCCAAACAGAUCGCCAAAUGCUGCAGGAAUAAACGGGAAAGAAAUGCAAAAUGCUCUGAUAGAAUCAAAAGAUGGCCAAUGGAAACGUAUGCGCAAAACAAUAACUCCAACAUUUUCUACUUCUAAGUUGAAACAAAUGCUCAAUAUUAUGGACUGGUGUGUCAAAAACACUGUUUCAAGUCUCCAGAAAAAGAUCGAACAAACAAAUGGAGUUUCAGCCAAAGAUGUUUUUGCAAAAUUGUCACUCGAUGUCAUAUGCUCAUCCGCUUUUAGUACUGAUGUUAAUUCACAAGAUGAAUCUAAACAGGAGCCUCAAAUCUCUGUCAAUGCAAGAAAUAUUACUAAAAUGGGUAAUGACCCUACUCUUUACCUGAGCAUUUUGUUUCCAUGGAUUGGUCCUAAACUUUAUGAAUACAGCAGAAGGAAACCUGGGAUUCAGUUUUUAAGUAAUGUUUGUAAAAAAAUAAUACAGCAGAGAAAUGAUGAUGAUUCUGUUUCAAACCGGGUGGAUUUACUACGGCUUAUGUUGGAUUCCAAAGUCAAGACUUCUGAUAUAAAUAAGGAUUUGAAAAAAGGAUUGUCAGAAAUAGAGAUCACCGGAAAUUCGAUUAUUAUGAUUCUAGCUGGAUAUGAAACCACCAGUACCACCAUGUCAUUUCUUGCUUAUAAUUUGGCUCAAUAUCCUGAAGUUCAACGCAAGCUUCAAGCUGAAAUUGAUGAAAUGUACAGAACCAAAGGGGUACUUGAUUAUGAUGCUGUUAAUUCUCCAUAUCUUGACAUGUGCAUAAAUGAAAGUAUUCGUCUCUACACACCUAUUCCCAGAACUUACCGUACAAGCAAUAAGGAGAUAACUCUCAGCGGCUUUACCAUUCCCUAUGGUAUGGUAGUUGUAGUUCCAAUUUAUGCUCUUUGUCAUGAUCCAGAGCAUUGGAAUGAUCCCAUGGAAUUUCAACCAGAAAGAAUGGAAAAUAUAAGUGAAAUGCAUCCAAUGCUGUUUCAGCCAUUUGGAAGUGGACCAAGGAAUUGUAUUGGUAUGCGGUUCGCAUUAAUGGAAGUGAAAAUUGCAUUCUGUAAACUUCUACAUGAGUUCACAUUCGAGCCGACAUUGGAUACUCCCAAACCCCCAUUGAAUCUGGAAAUAAAUGGUAACACUAGUCGCUCAGAAGUAAAUUUCAAUCUUCGAGUUGUGCCUAGAGAAAGUUGAAUGGAUAAAUGAUUUUUUAUUUCAAUAAUUACAUUUCCCUAAUUAUGCAGUACGCUAUUCUUCAAUUAUUAUUGAUAUCAACAUCACAAUUUCAGUAGUAGAAAAGCUUAACCCUUUUCAAGAGUCACUGGCAAAUGGGUAAUUUAUGUUGAAGACGAACAUUGGGAAGUGUCAGAACAACUAUGACUUCAGCAUUUUCAGUUGAGGUUGAUGAUGAUAAACGUAUUAUGGAAAAAAUGGAAAUAUGAAAAUUUGAUGAAAAGAUGAUUUUUGAAGAUUGUUAUUUGCGCAUCUACUGUAAUACAGACAUUCAUUCUAGAAUACUUCCAAAAAAGAACCGCAGACCCAGUGUUACUCAACAAAUUGUCAUUUAAUCACACCUUACAUGCUCAUGACAUCAAAAUUUACAAUUGUCUUGUAAACGGUUUAAUAAAAGCAGUUUUUAUAGGCUUAUUGUUUCACAACCCUUAUCUGUAUCAUGCAAUUUGUGUUGCGUCUUUCAAGAUAUUUUGAUUAAUUGUUAGUGCUAACUAAAUUGUUAUAUCUAUUAAGUUCCUAUCCUAUUGUUCUCUCUCUUCUACAAUCACUGUUAAACAUUGUAUUUUGAGCAACUAAAUUGUAUUAUUAUUAGUCUGUCUAUCAACCAAAUCCUACUGUUUGGGUAUAUUGCAGUGUAUUAUUUUAUUUUUUCAAUUGAUGUUAUCAGCAGUAUGUUGCAUUCCUUUUACUUCAAUUCAAUUCAUAUAGUUUGCUAGUAGUGUCCGACGUUUUAUCAUCGCUAAUUCAUUGCUAUUUUUAAUUUAGA